Molecule: messenger RNA, 1509 nt
Organism: Aspergillus ochraceoroseus IBT 24754
Lineage: Eukaryota; Fungi; Ascomycota; Eurotiomycetes; Eurotiales; Aspergillaceae
Product: cytochrome P450
Exons: 9
Coding region: 1-1509 (502 amino acids)
Molecular function (GO): monooxygenase activity; heme binding; iron ion binding
Source: RefSeq, a predicted model, not a curated record
AUGGAUACAUUACAGAUCAUCGGCCUCGUGAUAUUCUCUAUUGUUCUGUUCUCCAAGCAGUCGUUAUUAUUUAGCCUUCCCAUGCUCAACGGACCCAGCGUAAUGGUAUCGUCCGCAGAUAUCAAAACAUUAGUAGGCUCGCAAGAUAGCAAACUGGAUGUUGUUUCAGCCCACUUUGAUCUCUUGGAAUCUGACUAUAUGUUACUGGAUGCACAAAUUCGGGAAUCCCAUUUCCAUGAGGAAGUGGUCCGAGGGCCUUUCUCAAAACGACUGGGGACAUCGGCACUGCUCAUGUGGAAAGAGAUUCAGCAGUCAGUGGACCAGGUUUUUGGGUCUCAGCCAGGGACGUUGGAAACGCUUAGGGUCCAUGAUAGUAUAUGCCAAGUGGUUGCUCGUGUGGCUAGCUCUCAGCUUGUUGGGGAAAAGUUGUGUCACGAUGAGAGAUACCUCGAGAGUAUAAUUGGUUUCUCCAGGGCAGUUGCCAUGGGUUCCUUUGUCAUAAAGCUGUUCCCACCUUUUCUAAGGCCUCUUAUAGGCCGCGUGGUCUCGAUUCCAAACCACUGGUAUUAUCGAAAGAUAGCCCCUCGGGUUUUGCGUCUAAUCAGCAAUAAAAUACUACUUGCGCAGAAUGGGGACAUGGCGUCCAAAGAUCCGAGCGACUACCUCGAUUACCAAAUUGAACAUUCACUCAACUCAAAAGACACCAUUGAGCAAACACCACGUCAGAUUUCGCUUCGAUUAAUGGUUCUGAACUUCGCCACCAUCUUCCCUGCAUCUGCAAUGAUGACGAACGUGCUUCUAGACCUUGCAAGCCAGGAUCGAGGUGCAUCGUAUAUCCCUUCCCUCAGGGAGGAGAUCCACCGCGUCGGCGCAAUAGAAAACCAAGUGUGGAAUGAAAGAGCACUCGACAAACUGCACAGAAUGGACGGUGUUAUCAAGGAGAGUUUCCGGAUGUGUGGCCCUCUGUGCUAUGCACUUCCACGAAAAGUUCAGUCGCCAGAAGGGCUGCGACUUGAGAACAACUCAAAGCUCCCUCGGGGAACUCUUGUAGGAGUUCCGAUGUAUUCCAUUCACCAUGAUCCGUCUAUAUACCCAUCGCCGCACACGUAUGACGCUUCGCGCUUCUGUCCGGAUACGACAGAUCAAGAUCUCAAUAAAGGCUGUCAAAAACCGACAUCAACCAACUGCGACCAUUAUCUGGUAUUUGGAAAGGGGAAGCAUGCAUGUCCUGGACGAUUUUUUGCGACCAACAUGAUAAAGCUGGUCUUGGUCUAUCUGCUAUCGAACUAUGAGAUCGGCCUGGUUGAGGAACGACCUACUGUUAUUUCUGCGAGCAGUACGCAGCUUCUGCAUCCAGAUAAACUGCCACCGCAAUACCCUUCACAAGGAUACAAUGCCAAGCAGAUAGCCACUUACAACAAGACCAUGUUAGAUAUCACAAUGGCUCUUCACAUCCAGGCCUGUAAUAAAUGGGCUGGCUCGAGCUCGCGAUGCUGCUCUCAAGUUUAA